AUGGCUGAUGUAGGCCCGGCGGUGAUUAAGAAGUACCUGGGCCGACAGAAACACGAUGUACAACCACACGUGUACGCUGUAGCAGAUGAGAUGUACCGCAAACUGAUGGAAGACAACUACUCGCAGUGUGUUAUUAUCAGUGGUGAGUCAGGUGCAGGUAAGACCGAGGCGUCGAAGCUAAUCAUGAACCACAUCGCACAGUGCUCCGGAAAUGGCGGGGAAGUCGACCAGGUCAAGAAUGUCAUCCUGCAGUCCAAUCCGUUGCUCGAGUCCUUCGGUAACGCCAAGACAUUACGCAACAACAACUCGUCGCGUUUCGGAAAGUACAUGGAGAUCAAUUUUGACCGCAGUGGGCGACCCAGUGGAGGACUAAUCACUAACUUCCUACUGGAGAAGUCACGUGUUGUGGGCCAGCUGGAAGGCGAGCGAUCCUUCCACAUCUUCUACCAGCUGCUCAAAGGCGCCACGGCCGAGGAGAAGGACUACUACGGCUUGUAUGAGCCCGAGAACUUCCUAUACCUCGCCCGGUCCAAUUGCUACACUGUAGAUGGCAUGGACGAUAAGAAGGAGUACGCGGACGUGCUCAAGGCCAUGUCUGUGAUGGGCAUUGAUGCAGACACACAGCAGGCUAUCACGCGGUUGUUGGCAGCGAUCCUGCACACGGGUGAGUUGGCUCUAUGGUGGUGGGGCACGGGGAGGUAG
Molecule: messenger RNA, 702 nt
Organism: Sphaeroforma arctica JP610
Lineage: Eukaryota; Ichthyosporea; Ichthyophonida
Exons: 4
Coding region: 1-702 (233 amino acids)
Biological process (GO): actin filament organization; vesicle transport along actin filament
Cellular component (GO): microvillus; plasma membrane; vesicle
Molecular function (GO): microfilament motor activity; ATP binding; actin filament binding
Source: RefSeq, a predicted model, not a curated record